GUCGCGCGUGAUUGGCGGAAGCAGAAAUUGCUUUGCGGCCGGCACGGAAACUGCUUUCCUUUCGGCUUCCGCUCCGGGCCCAUGUGAGAUCCAGGCUGGUGAGAUGAGCUCGAGUCGGGCUGCGGAGAGCAGCCUUCUGGCUUUAAACCAACAGGAAGAACUAGAGGAUUUGCCAAGAGAGUACCCCUUGAGCACCAGUGAAGAUGAGGGGGACAGUGAUGGAGAAAGAAAGCAUCAAAAGCUUCUGGAAGCAAUCAGUUCACUUGAUGGAAAGAAUAGGUGGAAAUUGGCUGAGAGAUCUGAGGCAAGUCUGAAGGUGUCAGAGUUCAGUGUCAGUUCUGAAGGAUCAGGAGAAAAGCUGGUCCUUUCAGAUCUGCUUGAGCCUGUUAAAACUUCAUCCUCAUUGGCUGCUGUGAAAAAGCAGCUGAAUAGAGUCAAAUCGAAGAAGACUGUGGAGUUACCCCUUCACAGAGAAGAGAUUGAGCGGAUCCACAGAGAAGUGGCAUUCAAUAAAACCUCACAAGUCCUCUCCAAAUGGGAUCCCGUCGUGCAGAAGAACCGGCAAGCAGAGCAGCUGGUUUUUCCCCUGAGCAAGCAGCAGUCCAUCUUUGCUCCCAUCGAACAUGUGGUCAGUGGCUGGAAGGCAAGAACUCCCCUGGAGCAGGAGAUUUUUAAUCUCCUCCAUAAGAACAAGCAGCCAGUGACGGACCCUUUACUGACUCCCAUGGAAAAGGCCUCUCUCAAAGCCAUGAGCCUGGAAGAGGUGAAGAUGCGCCGAGCAGAGCUUCAAAGGGCCCGGGCCCUGCAGUCCUACUAUGAGGCCAGGGCUCGAAGAGAGAAGAAAAUCAAAAGCAAAAAGUAUCACAAACUUCUGAAGAAAGGAAAGGCCAAGCAAGCCCUAAAAGAGUUCGAGAAGCUGCGGAAGGUCAAUCCUGCUGCAGCAUUGGAAGAACUGGAAAAACUCGAAAAGGCCAGAAUGAUGGAGCGAAUGAGCCUUAAGCACCAGAACAGUGGGAAAUGGGCAAAGUCAAAGGCAGUUAUGGCCAAAUACGACCUGGAGGCUCGCCAGGCUAUGCAGGAACAAUUGGCCAGGAACAAAGAGCUGAUGCAGAAGAUCCAGGUGGCCUCCGAGAGUGCGGAAGAGGAGGGAGGUGCGGAGGAAGAGGGUGAACCCUUUGUCCCUGACGUGGUGAAUGAGGUGCAGGUGAAGGCAGACAGACCGAACCCCUGGAUGUUCAGGAAUCACUCAGGUGACACAAAAGAGGCUGAGGUCCAGGGGGACCCUGAAGAACUUGCAGAGCCUGCAGCCCAGGAGGCUCCUGAAAGUGAGGAAGAAGGACCAGUGGUGGCGGAAGAAAUUCUGUUGAAAGAAUUUGAGGAAAGGCGAUCACUUAGACAAAAGUCUGGGCUCAACCAGAUCGCCAAGCCGGUGGGCAGUCAAGAAGCAAAAGAUCUUAGCAGCCAGGAGGUGCUGUCUGAAUUGAGGGCACUGUCUCAGAAACUCAACAGGGAGAGCCAUCAGUCCAGGAAGCAAGAACUGAGUUCAACGAGGACAGUUCUGGCGGUCCAGAGAGAGGAACCUGCCGGGGAGGAAGAGGAGCCUCUGUUGCUGCAGAGGCCUGAGAGAGCACGAACUCUGGAUGAACUGGAGGAGCUGGGCAAAGAAGGAUGUUUUCAAAACAAGGAGCUUCCCAGAGUUGCGGUAGAAGGGCAGCAGUUGGAGAGGAACCCAAGUAAUCAUCUUGGUGUCCCCAAGGAGAAGAAAAGGAAGGAGCAAAUGAUUGAUCUCCAGAACCUCCUGACCACAAAAUCUCCUUCCAUGAAGUCCUUGGCAGUUCCCACGACAGUAGAGGAGUUGGAAGAUGAAGAGAGAGAUCAAAGGCAGAUGAUAAAGGAAGCUUUUGCUGGGGAUGAUGUCAUCAGAGACUUCUUGAAAGAGAAGAGGGAAGCCGUGGAGGCGAGUAAGCCGAAGGAUGUGGACCUGACUCUGCCUGGCUGGGGCGAGUGGGGUGGUGUGGGCCUGAAGCCCAGUGCCAAGAAGAGACGCCGGUUUCUCGUUAAAGCCCCUGAGGGUCCUCCAAGGAAAGACAAGAAUUUGCCAAAUGUGAUUCUCAAUGAGAAGCGGAACAUCCAUGCAGUGGCUCAUCAGGUGCGGAUGCUUCCAUAUCCAUUCACACACCAUCAGCAAUUUGAAAGGACCAUUCAGACCCCUAUAGGAUCUACAUGGAACACCCAGAGGUCCUUCCAAAAGCUGACUAUGCCCAAGGUUGUCACCAAGCCAGGCCAUAUCAUUAAGCCUAUAAAAGCAGAGGAUGUGGGCUACCGGUCUUCCUCAAGGUCGGACCUCUCUGUCGUACAGAGAAAUCCAAAACGACUCUCCAUACGUCACAAAAAACAGCUGAAGAAAAAGUCUGUAGAUUGAGUUGCUGGAGUAGUGACACCUUGGUGCCUGUAACUGGGAGCCCUGACUGCUCCUCCAUUGGUCCGGUUUUACUCCGAGCUGCAGGAUCAGUUCCAAAACUGGCUUAGCACACCGUGGGUGUAGUUAAGCCACAUUUUAGAAAUAAAGGCGUUCUUUUAAUCUA
Molecule: messenger RNA, 2585 nt
Organism: Orcinus orca (killer whale)
Lineage: Eukaryota; Metazoa; Chordata; Mammalia; Artiodactyla; Delphinidae
Gene: UTP14A
Product: UTP14A small subunit processome component
Exons: 15
Coding region: 104-2422 (772 amino acids)
Biological process (GO): rRNA processing
Cellular component (GO): nucleolus; small-subunit processome
Source: RefSeq, a predicted model, not a curated record